Molecule: messenger RNA, 2529 nt
Organism: Phaedon cochleariae (mustard beetle)
Lineage: Eukaryota; Metazoa; Arthropoda; Insecta; Coleoptera; Chrysomelidae
Source: the annotation of a GenBank genome assembly
AUGUGGUCCAAGUAUGAUGAGAUGUUGCUGCAGAAUCCAUUUUUCAUGGAAAUUCAGGAGCACCAUAAGGAUAUCCUCGAAAAAUCGUCCAGGGAAAACUGGACAAUCUGUGUACCUCGAAUGGGAACUUUCGAAUUGGAAGAUGUCACAGUGGAAGCAAUUUUAGACCAUAUACUAAUUCCAGAAGAUGAAGAUAAUAUGUACCAUACCCUGAGCAAAAAAAACAUUCAAGUACAAAACAGACAUAUUACUAAGCAUUCUAGUCAUGACAGCAUCUGUGAUAGCAUUGAAAUAUUAUUUGAAGAAACUUUUUAUGUACAGAAGAAAUCAAAGUACAAGGUGUGGUGUAUAGAAUGCCCAUUAUUUUGGAACCACAAAAAUUCACAUACACAGUCAAUAAAGAUUAUUGGAGACCUGCGUGACUGCUUGGAUUUCUUAUGGUGUGAAAGUCUAGGACACACUAUCUUAGAUGGAAUCAAGAAUACAGUGCUAAACUCAGCAGCUGAAUCACAGACUAUUGAAGCAGAAGACCUGCAAACCCAGAAAGAGUUUAUUGGCAUCUUAUUCUCACAGUGUCUACAAGUUGGUAUGAAGAAUGAGAUUAUAAGUGAUAAAGUAGUAGACAAUCUAUUUUUCGAGAAUUUCAAGCUAGCAGUGGAAACUUAUAUGCAAUAUUGCCUUGGCAGGAAGCUAAUCUAUAGUAUAGGUUCUGCUUGUCAUCAGGCUGAUUCACAUCUGACAAAAAUUAUUAAAAACUCUAAUCACCUACAUUAUCAAGAUUUAGGCAUCUCAUGCAAGUUUCUGAAUAUUAUAACUGCAGCAAAGUCUGAACUGAGUAGGAUAAAUAAUUAUUUCACUGCAUUAGAAAAAAUCAACUGCCUUAGAAAAACAUUUCAAAUUUUUCAGGAAGGAGGUUCAGCUAUAGCCCAUAUCACAUCAGAUCACAUACUACCAGUCCUAGUUUUUUUAAUUCUCAAAUUGAAUAUCAACAAUUGGGUAGCCAAUUUAUUGUAUUUGAAGGAAUUCAGAUUGUCCUCUUUGAAAAAUCCUGAUCAUAUCAGUUUUGUCAUUUCGUCAUUGGAAGCUGCUGUUGAGUUCAUUAAAAGUUCAGAGUUCUUACAUUUGAAAAAAGGUCUAGAACAAACCACCAAUUGUAAUAAUCCAAAACUCAAACUUAUUGUUGAUGGUAUCAAAUCAGGACAGGUGAAUUUAUUUAUAAACCAUAAAUCCCUAAUGCCAGAGAUUCCCAAGCAAUGUCACCCCUUAUGCCUUUGUACCACAUGUCAGGAAAAAGAAAAAGAGGAAUCAAGCAAAAAUCUUGACCCUCUAUGUCACCAAAGUUUGCUUAUAUCUGCCACUCUUUCAGGAGAUUCUGAAGUUGUUGAUUUUUUAUUAAAUCAAGGUGUAGAUCCUAAUGAAACAGAUAGUUCUGGUAAAACUUGUGUACAUUACACUGUUAGUAGAGGGCACCAAAGUAUAUUACUGCUUUUAUUGAACUUUUCAGUUAAUCUCAAUGCAAUUGACAAUGAUGGAAAUUCACCUCUCCAUCUUGCUUGUUUGAAUGGCCAAGAAAAUUGUGUUAAAGCUCUGAUUUAUUCUUCUAAAAUCAACAUAGACUGUUGCAAUGCUCUAGGGGAGACUCCACUUCAUUUAGCAACCAUUUGUGGUUAUUAUGAGAUUGUGAAAAUCUUGCUAGAGAAUGGAGCUUCACCUUUUGUCAAAAAUAAAAGAAACCAAGCACCUCUAGAUGUUGUUCCUGAUUAUUACAUAAAGGAAAUGUUUCGAAAGAGUAUUUCAAAUCAUAGAGUUUCACCAGAGGAGUUCAGGAAAGUUGACAAGAAUGAUUCAAUCUCGCAACCUGCACCAAUUGAAGAAAAAAUAGAGAAUUUCAGGAAAAUUGAUCUUCUAUUGAAAGCUAUUGAAAGUAAUGAUUUACCACUUACUAAUUUCUAUCUGGGUUUUCAUUCCAACUCAAAGAUACAGAAAUAUGAUUGUUGUCAUCCCUUAUGCACCUGUAACAACUGUAAAAGAAAUACUGAGGAACACUUUUUCGAAACUGAUAUAGAAUCUAUGAAUAUCAAUAUUUGUGAUAUGAAUGGCUACACCCCAUUGCAUGUAGCUGCUAAAUUUGGCAGAACAGAAAUUUUGAGGUUGCUUUUGGAUUCUGGAGCUUUAGUUGAUGUGAAAACCAAUAACCUUCAUACCCCAUUACAUUUAGCUUGUAUCAAUAAUCGUACUCAAAUAGUCAAGGAAUUAUUGAAAUGUGGCGAUUGUAAAGUAGAUGAACUAGAUACUGAAGGCAACACUUCACUUUUUUAUGCAUGUGAAAACAAUAACAUGGAAAUUGUGAAAAUGUUGCUGCUUAGCGGUGCAGACUGUAAUAUCAGGAACAAUGCUGGCAAAAGUGCUUUCCAACAUUGUGAGGAAAAUAUGCAAUAUAGGUUAAUGAAAAUCUUGAAUAGCAAUAUGAAUAGUAGUAUAGUUGACUGGGAUACCAGUGGUAGCACUGAUGCCUCUGAUUACAUUUGA